AUGUAUCUGGACUAUACUAGGAACCUCGGACUCGGCUCGCUCGCUACCAUGGUGCUGUCAGCCUUUACGACGCGCGAGCGGGAUCUCGUCACCCAUAAGCCGGCCUUGCCUCCAUCAUAUCCUCUGGCUGUUCGAAGCCCAUACCUUUCGGCAUGGAUGCCCAGCGAUCAAGUGCAGACGUUGCCGUACGCGGAGCCCCAGUUCUGGGCCGGGCAGAGUCUCACAUGGUCGGUGAUGGCCCGUAUUGAUGGCCAGGCGUACAGUUUGCUGAGUGUGAAAAACCCCAGCGAGCACAUCCGCCCGGGUGUCGUGCGGAGUGCGGAGUAUACUGCGACCCAUUCGGUGUUUAUCCUCACUGCUGGUUCCGUGGAUUUUACGUUGGAUUUUUUCUCGCCGAUAGCUCCCUCGAAUUACCUGCGACAGUCCCUUCCGUUUAGGAAGCUGACUGUUGUUCUAGGCUAUCUCACGGUUUCGAUAUCUGGGGCUUCCUCUAAUGAUGUUCAGAUUUACUCGAGUAUUGAUGGAAGAUGGACUGGAAAGCCGCAAAGUACUACUCGAGAUCUUCAACAUGUAAACUCGACCGUCAUGUUUUCCCUGGGAGUGAAGAAUGCCACAUCCUUCUCGGAGGAUAGCGAUAUGGCUACCUGGGGUGAGGCGAUCUUAGCAUCUCGCCCGAAUGCCACGUCCAAGCUCUCCUUCGCCUCGGGGAAACGGGGAGAUGUGCGUUCUCAGUUUGUAAAGUCUGGAAAGUUGGUCGAUGACAAUAAACCUUGGGUUCCGGGAGGAAUUGUUGCGCUUGCACACGAUCUGGGGACGGUUUCUGGAAGAGAAUCUGUCAACUUUGCCGUGGGACACCCAUACACUGGAUAUUAUCGAUCUCAAUUUCCGGAUACCUACCAGGCGGUCUCAUAUUUCCUCGAUGACUACCCGGCUGCCCUCCAGGAGUCCUUGGUUCUGGACUCAGAAAUGAAGUACGCGGAUAUUGUCACCCUGUCGGCUCGUCAGGCAUAUGGAGGAAUGGAGCUGACUAUUCCCAAUGAUAACCUCGACGUCACCGACGUGCUUGCGUUCAUCAAGGAGCUUUCCAGCAAUGGGAACCUCAAUACCGUGGACGUCAUCAUGCCGGCCUUCCCUAUCUACUAUAUUUUGGACCCGGACUAUAUCCGACUCCUGCUGGAGCCGAUGAUGCGGUAUCUCGCCGCCGGGCGCUGGAAGAAGCCAUAUGUCAUCCACGAUAUGGGCAAGCAUUACCCGAACGCUAUUGGUCAUGACAACCAGGAAGCCGAACCUAUGCCCAUUGAAGAAUGUGGUAACCUGAUGGUGCUGAUGCUUGCCUACGUUCGUGCCACGGGUGACACGCAAUGGGCCGCUCAGUAUACCGACCUUCUGCAAGGUUAUGCGGACUAUUUGGUGGACAACGGCGUCAAUAUUGCGGAGCAGCUGUCGUCCAACGACGCCGCCGGUGCUCUAGCCAAUGAGACAAACCUCGCCAUCAAGGCUGCCGUUGGCAUCAAGGCAUUUGGGGAACUAACUGGACUUGACGAAUACUCGCGGAUUGGCGAGGCACGAGCCGAUCUGUUCUUCACGCAGGGCCGUGGAACGGACGAAAAGAAGACACAUUUCGUGCUACAGUACCCCAACAAGCCAGCCUCAUGGAAGAUCCCCUACAACCUCUAUCCUGAUGCGCUCCUGAAUCUGCAGACCUUCCCCGAGGCCGCUUACCAAAUGGGAAGCACCUUUUUCCGGUCUGUGCGAGCCGAGUACGGGGUGACCUUGGAUAACCGGCAGGACUGGGCCAAAUCGGACUGGAACAUGUGGUUAGCGGGCACUUUCGAUCGGAGCACGCGAGAUCAGUUUGUUGAUGACCUGUGGGCCUUCAUGACAAACGGCAAACACCAUUGGCCGUUCUCCGAUCGAUACAUCGCCACCUCCGCCAAGGGGAGGAGUCCGGGGGUGCCGGUGCUGUGCCGCGCCCGCCCGACAGUGGGUGGCCAUUUUGCCUUGAUGGCACUACAAGGGCCCAAGUCUCUUCAGGCUGCGGUGUCAAGAAAGGUGUUGGGCGGUGGCGAAGGUAAUGAUAAUGGCAGCAACGACGACCAAGAUUUCUUUGAUCAGCAGGGAGAGGAGCUUUUAGUCGUCUUUUCUUCUUCGCCUCCCUUCCUCUCCGCCCCGUUUCUUUCCUCUUUCCUCCUGCUUCAUCAUCUACACUGCCUUCCUUCUUUCUCGUUUCCCCGACCUCUCAUUAGACCCUACUCAUGGCUUCUGUACGUGCUCCUGCUCCCCCGUCCCCCACACAACUUCGCUCCCCAAGGCUAUCCUCUCCCCAACGGUGCCAUACCCUCGGGCCCUGUCCCCGGCGCCGCUCCUCUCCUCCCCAACAAUGGCCGCAUCAUUCAGAACGGCCCCGUCAGAGUGCUGUGUAUUGCGGACGUGCGAGGUAAUCUGAAGUCUCUGAAUGAGCUCGCCAGACAGGCUCGUGCCGACCACAUCAUCCACACCGGUGACUUUGGUUUCUACGACGAUACUUCGCUCGAGCGCAUCGCAGAUAAGACCCUGAAGCACGUGGCCCAAUACUCUCCUCUGCUACCCGAAAAUGUGAAGCGGACUAUCGCCCAGACUCCUCCCCAGCAGUCCAUUAAGCAACGAUUCACGCCCGACCAGCUACCCCUCUCAGAGCUUCCCAUGCUGCUCGACAAGCGGCUGACCCUCGAUGUUCCUGUCUACACCGUCUGGGGUGCCUGCGAGGAUGUCCGUGUGUUGGAGAAGUUCCGUUCCGGGGAGUACAAGGUUGACAAGCUGCACAUCAUCGAUGAAGCCAACUCGCGACUGCUCGAUAUCGGCGGCGUCAAGCUGCGUCUGUUGGGUCUGGGAGGUGCGGUGGUCAUGCACAAGCUGUUCGAUAAUGGCGAGGGCAAGACUACCAUUGCGGGUGGCCAAGGCACUAUGUGGACGACCUUGCUGCAGAUGGGAGAGCUGAUUGACACAGCGAACCGCGUAUACGACCCGUCGGAGACCCGAAUCUUCGUCACGCAUGCGUCACCGGCCCGUGAGGGUAUGCUGAACCAGCUCUCCGUCACUCUGAAGGCGGAUUUCUCCGUCUCCGCCGGUUUGCACUUCCGCUACGGCUCGUCGUACAACGAGUUUUCCGUCAACCCCUCCCUGGACCACUACCGUGGCAAGCUCGCCGCUUCGAAAGCUUCGUUCAAUGAUGUGUGGGAGACCGUGCGGGGUGAGGUCGAGGCCGCCAUUUCUCAGAAUGAGGCUCAGAAGACCCUGUUGGACAACGCUCUCGAGGUGGUGAACCGGAUGCCUACCGUCCCCAACGGCGGCAACCCGUUCGGUGGACCCACCGCCCCCGGCAACGCAGCUGGUCAGGUCGACGAGAGCGCCUUCAAGAACAUGUGGAACUUCAACUUGGCGGACGCGGCGUUCGGCUUCCUGGUCCUUGAGAUCGAGGCGGGCCGGAUCGCUACCGAAAUGCGCGCCCAAGGUUUCAACUUCGCCCACCGUACCGGAAAGCCUCAGCUUGUUGCUGCCGGGCAGGCUGCUCCCGCUCCCAACGCUGCCCCCGGUCUUGCCUCUCCCCGCGUUCCGGGUGCUGCUCCUCAGUUCGGCCAGGCCCAGCCUAUUCCGGUGCACGCAGGUGGCCCUGGACCCCAGCAGCGUCCCACGCAGGCUCAGGCCCAGGUCAAGACUCCCGCCGUCGCUCCCACUCGUACCUCUCCUGCUCCCGUGAUCCCCAAACCUGCCACCCCACAGCCCGCUAGCACCCCUGCCACCCAGCCCUCCGUUGCGUCUCCCGAGCGAGCUCCGGCUGAGGCCAAUGGCACCGACAAGCCGUCUGAGUCGCCCCUGCCCAAGGUGGAGAAGAAGCAGAGUAACGCCCUGUUCGUCUCGAACGUUGACAACGAGCAGGCUGUGCGCGAACUCUUCCCGGAGGACGACAAGGCGAAGGUGCUGAAGAUCGAGAAGUGGGGCAAGUACAACCAUGUGGUCACCUUCUCGACUAUCGAGGAGGCCAAGGCCGCUCUGGACCACCAGCCCACGGAGCACAAGAAGCCCACUCCCGCCAACCAGCCCCGUAAGCCCAACAUCAAGUUCUUCGAGGACCGUGGCAGCCAUCGCGGCAACGCUGGCACGUGGCAGGGUAGCAACCGGGGCGGCAAUGUCUCCCAGCGCGGCUACCAGAGUGGAGGAGCCAGUGACAGCGAGACUAACCGGGGACGCGGAUUCAGCCGGGGCCGUGGCCGUGGCGACCGUGGUGGACGGGGAGGACGAGGUGGUCGCGGUGGCUUCAACAAGGGAGCUGCCUCGGAGUCUGGUCCCUCGGCAUCGACGCCCUCGGGUGACAAGCCGGCCGCGACUGGAGGCGACGCCUGA
Molecule: messenger RNA, 4380 nt
Organism: Aspergillus heteromorphus CBS 117.55
Lineage: Eukaryota; Fungi; Ascomycota; Eurotiomycetes; Eurotiales; Aspergillaceae
Exons: 9
Coding region: 1-4380 (1459 amino acids)
Source: RefSeq, a predicted model, not a curated record